AUGACCACGGAAGACAACCCGUCGGCUCUGGGGGUCGGCCAUGACCCGGCCACCGGGCGCACAGCCACCGCGCCCAUCGAGGCCCCGAGCCACAAAUUCCUCCGCCGCGAAAAGAGCAUGUCCGACGCGGCGGCCACCGCCACGGCGGCCACCGGCGGCCCGUCGCCCGGCGUCGGGCCGAGCCCCGCGGCCGCCCCUCGCAGCCGGUCUGCCACGGGCGUGGGGGAUCGCUCGCUCGGCCCUCGUGGAGGCACCUCCUCGGGGCCCUCCCCGGCGGAGGCCGCGCAAAUUGCCUCCUCGCUGGUCGGCAGCUUCGGGGCCGUCGGCAUGGGCCCCUCCGGGGCUGGCUACGACUCGCAGGUCCACCACUCCUCCGGGCGCAGCGGCCCCGGGCCCAGCCUGCCGACCAUCACCGAGUCGGCUCAAAGUCGCUCGGACCUGGAGCUCAUGACCGACAUGAUGACCGGCCCGGCGAGGGUGGUGUCAUUCGAGGGGCGCGGCGGAUCGGCCGCCGCCGCCGCCGCCGCCGCCGCCGCCGCCGCCGCCGCCGCCACCGCCGCAUCCUCGGGUUGCAACCCGGCGUCGGCCGGUGGCCCCGGAACGCCGCCGACUUCCGGCGCCACCCCGACCGGCGGGUCGACCUCGCGGUCGACCUUCUCCAGCUGGCGCCGGCGCUCGGUCCCGGCCAACAGCAGCCCGGGGACCGGCGGCGGUGCCGGCGCCGGGGGCGUCUCUUCCGGCGCCUCGUCGGCCGACCUGUCGGACCUGUCCCCGGGCGAGCCCGGCCCGGGGGAUGGCCUGUCCCCGGGGUCGCGGCCCCGGCGUCGGGCCUCCCUGAGCGCCCUCUUCACUUCGCCCGGCAUGAGCACCAUCGCCACGAGCCUCGCACAAACCCUCUCCCCGAGCGGCGGAGCGGCCGGCCGCCGGGCCGCCGCCGCGGCCGGCUCCUCGGCCAUGGACUUCGCCGGGCCGGCGGCCGGGGGAUCGCAGGUGGCCCUCGGCGGCCCGCCGGGGGCCACCGUUGUCCCGGGCUCGGCCUCGGCCACGGUCCUGCCCCGGGCCCCGGACAUGGCCCUCUCGGAGAGCGCCCGCGUGGCGGCCCUCAUGUCGGUGGCAGCCUUGCAGGAAUCCCGCAUCGACCCGUCGGCGGCCAGCGACGCGGCCUCCUCCUCCCGGGCCAUGGACAUCGACUCGACCGAUGUCGAGGCCGAGGAGACCGACACCGGACCCGACCCCGACGAUGAGGACCCCCUGGCGGGCAUUGCCUCCAGCGAGACCGUCCGCCUGUCGGGCGCCAUGGCCGACGACCCGGCGGAGGAUGGGCCGCUGCCGGUGUUGGCGGCAUCGGCCCACCGGGGUCGGCGGCGCUCGGCCCCCGCCCCGGCCGACCAAUCCGAGGAUCUCCCCCCCGCCGCGGCCCCCGGCGGUGCUUCGACCGAGGACCCGACCCCGGUCCGGGCCGAUGCCACGGUCAGCCCGCCCAGCGGCACCGGGAACUUUGUCGGCCGGCCGCUGGCCCUGGCCGCCAUCGACCGGGGCUACGUCCGGUACUACACCCCGGCCGAGCUCCACUGCGACACCGACGCCCUGGUGAUGGAAAUCGAAAUCCAACUGGAGGUGGCCCAGGCCCUCGGCCGAGCCGAGGCCCAGGCCGCAUGGCGCAUCAUCGAGGCUCUUUCCUCCGCGCCGUUCGAUCGAUUUUCGCAAAACCUCCACCUGAAGCAAGCGCUGACGGAGAAAAAGCUGGAGAGCGAGUUCCUUCGCGAUGAGUCGCAGCUAGCCGAGGCCCGAGGGGCCGGGGCCAGCCCCUGCCGCGCGGCUCAUGGCCCGGCGGCCGGCGCUGGGGCCGGCUCCGUCGGUCGGUGCCAGUGCGAUUGCGGCCAGCAGAAAGCCGCCGACCUGGUGGGCGUCCUGUCUCCGGUCGGAGCCCUGGCCGGCGGGUCGGAGGAUGGCACCCGCCUGAGCCGGCGGUUCCUCACCGAGCUGGCCAAGCGUUUGCAGCGCUGGCGCAAGGCCCACACCGAGCAGCAGCGUCGCUUCAACGAGUCGGACGCCUGGGUGGCGCGCUCGCGCGCGGCCAUCCACGUCCAUGCCGUGCGCCUGGCGCACGAGGGCAAGCAGCUUCGCUUGGCCCUGAGCCGCGCCGAGCAGGCAUCCAAUGACGCGGCGGUAGAUCCCCGCCACAUGCAGGCCAUCAGUGCCCGAAUCAAGGAAAUCGAUGCCGAGAAGCCCCUUCCCGGGCCCCGGCCGUUCCAUGCUCGCUCGCACUGA
This is a messenger RNA of Fonticula alba, 2271 nucleotides long. RefSeq lists its product as hypothetical. The transcript is spliced from 6 exons. Lineage: Eukaryota; Rotosphaerida; Fonticulaceae. The record is from RefSeq and is a predicted model, not a curated record. The coding region runs from base 1 to 2271 and encodes 756 amino acids.